AUGGACACUGGUGGCUCUCUUUGCCUGCGUGGAACGGCCGGCUCAAGAUACCCUUUGAUUUCGAUACACGACGCGGCAGAGAAUGCUUAUCUAGAUAAUGUGUUACCAGAUCACCUCAGCGAGCUCGGCGAAAACCAGGUCGGCAACAGAUACAGACCGCACUUUCUUGACAGGAUCACGCGACAUACUACAAUGUACAGCAGCAGCAUAGUCAGAUCAUGCUCGCCGACAGUUUUGGUUCGGCCUGGGCUCAUAUCUGCGAAUGACACGACAUCAUACCCCCACAAGAGAACUCUAUACUGUUUUGACAUGGUAGUCUCCAAAGCCAGGUGA
Cercospora beticola is the source of this 333-nucleotide messenger RNA. The record is from RefSeq and is a predicted model, not a curated record. NCBI's taxonomy places the organism in Eukaryota, Fungi, Ascomycota, Dothideomycetes, Mycosphaerellales, Mycosphaerellaceae.